UUUGGUCAUAUGAUGCGCUGUUUUUCAUUGCCUCUGCUAAAUUAAGGAAGAAGAGUCCAUUGAGUCGCUUUCACAGUGCUGUUAUAUUAACUGCCAAUAAAAAAAAAGAUACAUUUUUAAGACAGUCCUGCGAAGGAGCGACAUUUGCUUCAUUUUGCAAACCAGGAACAAUGAUCGCAGCCCUGCUGGAACAAUAUCGAGAGAGAAUUCGGACUGAGUUGGACAGAGUUGUGGAUUUCUGGCUGAAAUAUUCCCAUGACAAACAUUACGGUGGUUUUUUUAACUGCCUUGGAAAAGACGGAGAGGUCUAUGAUGAGCUGAAAUAUGUGUGGUUACAGGGAAGACAGGUAUGGAUGUACAGCAGAUUGUAUCGUACAAUGGAGAGAUUUCGUAGACCUGAGAUUCUCGAGGCUGCUAAAUCAGGUGGGGCAUUUCUGCAAAAGUUUGCUCGAGUUCAGUCUUCCAGCGGUCCGGGGAAAUGUGCAUUCUGUCUGACCAGGGAUGGACGAGCUGUAAAGGUUCAAAGGACGAUUUUCAGCGAGUGUUUUUAUGUUAUGGCCAUGGAUGAAUUGUCCAGGAUUACACAAGACAAAGAGAUGCAGGCAGAUGCGGAGAGCAUGAUGGAUCAGUUGGUGCACUGGGUCCGUAUCGAUUCAUCAGACCUCGGUCGUCCUCAGCUUUCUGGUGAUCUGCCCGUCAACAGCAUGGCAGUUCCCAUGAUGCUCCUGUGCCUGGUGGAUCAGCUGACAGAAGGUAGAACUGAGAUUGCAGAGAAGUACAAAGAGCUGAGCGACUGGUGUGUGGAGCAGAUACUACUGCAUAUACAGAGAGAUGGAAAAGCCAUUUUGGAAAAUGUCACAUUGGAUGGAAAGGAAUUACCUGGCUGUCAAGGGCGAGUGCAGAACCCUGGUCAUGCUUUGGAAGCUGGCUGGUUUUUGCUCCAGUAUGCACAUGCGAAAGGAGACACACAACUUGAGAAGACUGCAGUGGAAAAGUUCAUGGAGGUUCCGUUCCACACUGGAUGGGACAAACAACAUGGAGGCCUUUUCUACUUCCUGGAUGUAGAUGGACAUUGUCCGACUCAGUUAGAAUGGAAUAUGAAGUUGUGGUGGCCUCACUGUGAAGCUCUGAUCGCAUACCUGAUGGCCUACAGUCACAGCAGAAAGCCCAUGCUAAUGGACCGAUUCAAGCAGAUCUAUGACUACACUUUCUGUCAUUUUUCUGAUGAGGAGCAUGGUGAAUGGUUUGGAUAUCUGAGCUGUCAGGGAGAAGUUGUGUUGGACUUCAAAGGAGGACCCUACAAAGGGUUCUUUCAUGUUCCACGGUGUCUCUACAUGUGCGAGAAGCUUCUGGAUGGUCUUCUUCAGGAACAUGGUUCUUGAACCUUACCGCUUAUUGAUAUUUCACAGCUAUGCACUCCAUAGCCCAGACUUCAUGAAAUUUUUAUGGAAGUCCUUCUGUUUAAUUGGUCAGUUUUAAAUAUCAAUUGAGAUUUAUAGAUUGUUUUAUCACCUCCAUUUCACCAAAUGUUAUUUUAGUUAAGAUUACAGCUGCUUUGACUGGAAACUGUUGAAAACAUCCAUGAAAUUCAAACCCCAAGUUAUGUUCAAGUGUUCGAUUCUGAGUUCAUGUUUUGUCUCUCAAAAUCAGUAUUGAUAUUUCUGUUUAAGUUAUGAUUUUAAAAGCUGUUUAUCAACAAUGUGAAUGGGAAAAGGGACCACAGAUUUUUUUUUAAGUAUUCAAGAAUGUAAUAAGAAAAGGAAAUAUUUAGUUGAAGAAUUAAAUGUAUUACUAUUUGGCAAGUUAAUCUCUCCAUAUGGCUUUCAACUAAAUGGCUUCAAGUGAACCCCCUACAUACAGUUUCACAUGGUUACUUUUGAUUCAAACAACAGUGCUUCAUGCAUGUCUGGGAGCAAAUAACAGCAGCAAUGAUUUUAAUAAUAAUGAAAAUAAUAAAUUAAAACCACUCAAUGAUGACUGUGCUAACCUUUUGAAAGUGCCUUAUUUUGCC
Xyrauchen texanus (razorback sucker) is the source of this 2011-nucleotide messenger RNA. RefSeq names its product renin binding protein (gene renbp). Lineage: Eukaryota; Metazoa; Chordata; Actinopteri; Cypriniformes; Catostomidae. Gene Ontology annotation, biological process: carbohydrate metabolic process; N-acetylmannosamine metabolic process; N-acetylglucosamine metabolic process. The transcript has 11 exons. The record is from RefSeq and is a predicted model, not a curated record. Gene Ontology annotation, molecular function: peptidase inhibitor activity; N-acylglucosamine 2-epimerase activity. Bases 171 to 1382 code for a protein of 403 amino acids.